CGGAUGUGUUUUCUUUGGGGGGUGGGCCGGGGAGGAGGGGGGGUCCUGUCACGAAGGUGGCGCAGGGCUGUACGUCUCUAGACAGGCCCCGCUCCGAGGAGACGGUCCGGAGGUGUCGGUGCCCCCCCGCCGCCGCCAUGUUUGGCUGUUUAGUUGCUGGGAGGCUGGUGCAGACAGUUGCACAGCAAGUGGCAGAAGACAAAUUUGUGUUCGACUUGGCUGACUACGAAAGCAUCAACCAUGUCGUGGUCUUCAUGCUGGGGACCAUACCCUUUCCAGAGGGCAUGGGUGGAUCCGUCUACUUCUGCUAUCCUGAUGAAAAUGGGGCGGCAGUGUGGCAGCUGCUAGGGUUUGUCACAAAUGAAAAACCAAGUGCCAUCUUCAAAAUUUCAGGCCUAAAAUCUGGGAAAGGCAGCCAACAUCCGUUUGGAGCCAUGAAUCUGCCCCAAAUGCCGUCUGUAGCUCAGAUCGGGAUUUCCGUAGAGCUGCUGGAACUCUUGGCUCAGCAAACCCCUGUAGCAAGUGCUGCUGUAUCGUCGGUCAAUUCCUUCACAGAGUUCACUCAAAAGAUGCUAGACAACUUCUAUAACUUCGCUUCAUCUUUUGCUGUCACUCAGGCCCAAAUGACACCCAACCCUUCAGAAGCUUUUAUUCCUGCCAACGUAGUUCUGAAAUGGUAUGAGAAUUUCCAAAGAAGACUAACUCAGAAUCCUUUCUUUUGGAAAACAUAGUCUUGAGUCAAGUUUUUUGAAAUGCACUCUAACACCAGGCCAUAACUUAAAAGUUACAGGAAGGUCAGCCUUAUAAAGAAGAUUUCAGUGGAUCAAUUAUAAGUGUGAGAAGAAGAGGUGGAGGGGGGCGGGGUUGCCAUUGCAGCUUUUGUAAUAAUUGGGGGAUGUUGUUUGGAAAUAAAGCCCUAAAAAUAACA
This is a messenger RNA of Pogona vitticeps (central bearded dragon), 928 nucleotides long. It is a transcript of the gene HIKESHI, whose product is annotated as heat shock protein nuclear import factor hikeshi. Gene Ontology annotation, molecular function: nuclear import signal receptor activity; Hsp70 protein binding. NCBI's taxonomy places the organism in Eukaryota, Metazoa, Chordata, Lepidosauria, Squamata, Agamidae. Gene Ontology annotation, cellular component: nucleus; cytosol. Gene Ontology annotation, biological process: protein import into nucleus. The record is from RefSeq and is a predicted model, not a curated record.